AAACAGAGAUAGAGAGAAAGAAAAACAAAUGCGAAAGAAAACACACCUGACUGGUGACAGCAAAAUAGAAACUAUCAGUACAGUUUCAGAAAGGAUUCUUCCUGUGGAUAUCACUACAAACUGCAGAGCAACUGUGAUAACAUGAACACUGAGAGGAUGGGAUUACAGCUGUACAAAGGGUCAGCAGACUGCAUGCUGGGGUUUGGAGGAGCACACUGACACCUGAACAGGGAAGAAAGUGGGCCAGCCAGCCUUUUGUUUUGUGUUGAUACAGGAGUGGUAUUGGCGCAUAUGAAUGUAGGAGAACAAUGUGGACAAACUGGUUGAGAGACAUCCUCUCUCUUGAAGUAUAAAGGAAGUCAUCCCUAGAAAUAUGCUUACUUCAUACCAGUGUGACCUCGUAAGGGAGUGUUUUUUUCACACCAAAGAGUUCUCUAUAAUAAGAUCUUUCCACGCUCUGAUGAGGUGAGGAUGACGCUGCAUUGUUAACACACCUGAAGAGGUCACAAACACACCUGUACUGUAGCGUCUCCACUGCAAUGAGAGAACUAUUGCAACACAGCAGCGGCCGGUGGUGUGAGGGGUUUCAUCUGAGACACUUCUUCACAACAUACAUGAGUGACAACAUACAAGCUGCUCAUGAAAAGGCACAUUUCCUAUAAUCCUUUUCAGCAUAAAGAUAGCAUGUCAUCCAACUCCACGGCCGAUAAUCUGUGUGCACCGGGUGACCAACUCUGUAUUGUAAGGGAGCAUUUGCAGGCAGUGAUCAUCGUCCCGACUCUGCUCCUCCUGCUAUCCCUGGUCAGCAUAGUGGCUGUGUGCUUCCUGAGGUAUUGUCCUGAAAGGAAGCGGCCACCGACCACUUCCUCUCCACGCUACCACAGCUCAACGUACCGACACCAACAGAGGCACAGCCACAGGAAUCACCUACAGGGCAUAGAUGCACCCCCGGGAAUUAACCCACUGGAACACGAAGAGCUGCCAAUGUCAGUUCAACAAGUGCAACAGAAUGUCAGGCCAACACUGGCUGCAGUACCCCCGACGUCCACAGAGAGGCGUAAUGGAGACUUCAGCCAGAUCACUGCCCUGCCACUGUCCUUCUCCGUCAAGUGCAACAACACAUACACCCUCUACAGAGCCCGCAAGGACAGCAGAGCUGCCAUCCUGAGGGUGCUAAAAGAGACAGCAAACGGCCGUGAGAAGCAGGAAUUUUUGGACUUUGCUGCCUUCGUGUCAGGACUGGGGCCUCACCCCUUCCUACCUGAGCUGCUGGGUGUAGUUUCAGUGCAGCCGCCUCUGAUGAUGGCUGUGGAGGAGCUGCAGCACAGAGACCUGUUGGGGUACCUGUGGAAAUGUCGACAACAGGGCAACUCGGGCUCAGAGUCUUCAUGUGAAAUGACAGAGAAGAGGAUCUUCACCAUGGCGGGACAGGUGGCGUCUGCCCUGGAGUACCUGCACAGUCAGCGCUGCAUCCAUGGCAACGUGGGAUCUCGCAGCGUCCUGGUUGGUGGAGAUCUGACAGCAAAGCUCUGGGGAUUUGGCUCGGCCUACCGCAGGAGAACACAGGCCGUUUCACCGGGGGAAGUCGGGGACAUUGAGAUGAGGAAGUGGCAGGCACCUGAAGUGCUGGGCGGGAAGGUUUUCAGUCAGAGCAGUGACGUAUGGUCCUUUGGUAUCCUGCUCUAUGAAAUGGUCACACUGGGUGACCCACCAUUUACUGAGUACAGGGCAGCAGAACUCUUGCAGUAUCUACAAAGGGGAAAGCAUCUCAAACGGCCGACCACCUGCUCCAACUCACUGUACUCCAUCAUAAGGAACUGCAGCCAUUGGCGCACCGAACAACGUCUGUCAAUGUCGGAGCUCAUUAGAACACUUCAGGCGGGAGAGAAAUCAGCCAAUGGGAGGAAAGUCCUCAAAGUGGCUCAACCACUGGAUAUCGAGAAGUACUUACGGGAGGCGGGAUAUGGAGAAGCGUAUAACUACACUGUGCUCUGAUUGGCUGAGACAGUAAUCAGUCAGGACUACAUUGGGGCGGUAUAGACAUGCAGGACUGCUGGAAAAAUGAAUAAUUAAAAAAACAAAAACAAAAACA
Molecule: messenger RNA, 2092 nt
Organism: Eleginops maclovinus (Patagonian blennie)
Lineage: Eukaryota; Metazoa; Chordata; Actinopteri; Perciformes; Eleginopidae
Product: tyrosine-protein kinase STYK1-like
Biological process (GO): positive regulation of kinase activity; cell surface receptor protein tyrosine kinase signaling pathway; protein phosphorylation
Cellular component (GO): signaling receptor complex; plasma membrane
Molecular function (GO): ATP binding; transmembrane receptor protein tyrosine kinase activity
Source: RefSeq, a predicted model, not a curated record